Messenger RNA from Prorocentrum cordatum, 711 nucleotides. The record is from the annotation of a GenBank genome assembly. Lineage: Eukaryota; Dinophyceae; Prorocentrales; Prorocentraceae.
AUGGCGGCCGCCGCCAUGCUCGCUGCCCCAGCGCUCGCCGCUGUCCUGCGCUGGGGCGCAAGCGCGGCCGCGGCCGCUGGGCCGGCUGCGCUGCUGGGCCCCCGCCCUGCGGCAGGCGCCGCACAGGCGCCGGUGCCGGCGCCUCCCGCGCCAGCGGCCCCCCCUGCGGAGGCCGCCGAAGAGCGGGACAACGCCUACGAUGACCUCGAUCAUCUGGCGGCCGCGGGCUGUCUGGGCCUCCUCGGGAGGCCUGCCGAGCUCGACGACGCGGUCGCACUGGUCGGGACACCAGAUGGCCUCGCGGGCCCAUCGGCAGCUGAACUCGUUCGGGGAGUCGACCUGGCGGUAGACAUCAACGAGGACGCGGGGCCAGAGCCUGAGGCCGCGGCCUCGCCACACGAGGAGCCAGGAGCGCCAGAGGCAGCUCAGAGGCACAUUGGGUACUACGAGCACUAUGGGUACUGCUGCGGGGCAGGGUCGGACACGCUGCGCUUCAUCGCGGACAAGCCCGUCCGCCACACCGCGGCAGACAUCACCGUCGAAGACGACGAGGACGAUGGCUACGACGAGGACGCGGAGGACGACGGCUACGAGAUGGGAGAGCCGCCAGCCUCAGGCCCUUCGCCGCCGCCCCCGUCCAAGAUGGAGACCGCCCUCGGCUGGGCCUGCUGCCGCCUGGAGCUGGGGGACGUGGACAACGCGCAGCAGUGA